Molecule: messenger RNA, 909 nt
Organism: Pocillopora verrucosa
Lineage: Eukaryota; Metazoa; Cnidaria; Anthozoa; Scleractinia; Pocilloporidae
Source: RefSeq, a predicted model, not a curated record
AUGCUGGACUACACUGCUCCUUGGGACAUAAUGAUGCCACAAGAAUCAGCACCUGAAACCAAUGAUGCUACCAUCAGCUCAGCACCAGUGGCUUUGUCAACCUUGAACCAAACAACCUCAAUGAGUGAUACAAGUGCAACAGUCAUGGUUCAGAAUACUUUGCAACCUCAGAAUGACUAUUCAACGCAAGAAGGCAACAUUCUUAAUGGGCCAUUGGCAGCCAGCACAAAUUCUAAUCUGAUAAAUCCACUACACAUAGCAGAUGCAGCGGCUUUGCAGAAUAUGGACCAACUAACCCGGAGGGAAUCAAGCGCAACAUUCAUGGAUCAGAGUAACAUGUAUCCCUUGAAUGACUCUAUAACGUCAGAGUACAUUACUUGUAUGGACAGAGCGCUAUCCACCUCAGGUUUUACGGAAUCACAAAACGCAGCCCCUGCAGCAGGUGGUGGUCUUAACCUGGAAACAGCGUUGGAUCAAUCAAUGGAAAUGUCUGACAGCUCAGCCGAUAAUCACAAUACCACUAGUGGUAUUUCUGGACUUGAUCACAACUUGUCCUCAGAUGAUCUGUCGCCACAUGAAGAUGAGCACUUCGACUUCAGUGUCACGCCGAAAAAAGUUCCCUUGCAGGGUGCUGAGUUUUGUUUUUCAUCUGAUCGAGCGUUACCUGGGAAUGUGCAGUCUGCAUUUGCUGUCUUCGAAUUUAAUCUAGGCACUGUCGAAGUUAGGAGGUUUGGCGAAGACUCCCUUAUUGGAGAGAGAAUUCCACAAAUGAAUUAUCUAGCAGAUGAGCUCCGCGAAAUUGAAUUGGCACGUGAAGAUCAGGAAUUUGGGAUCAAGAAGGCAGCUGGCAGCCACAGUCUGAUGUGUUUUUGUGAAACUAGACAUUUUAACCGAGAACAAAACUCGUAA